GACAGGAUUACAACAUUUAAUGGGCUUAAUUCAGCUAGCGUUCGCGAGAUAAACGAAUGAAACCAGAGGUACACAAAACAAAACAAAGUAUAAGUUGCACUUUAAGGUGUUUUACUUUGGAAAUUACAGACCGGAAGUGCUCUUAUUUUGUGAGCGGCCGUGCUUGACAGCGGUAGACGCGAGGCGGAGGACUUUUGUGGGAUGGGAAGAGACGAGUGUGUCCCAGCGUCUUCAGCUCCUGACAGUUUCUUGCGGCGGGACAUACAAUACGGAGGGAGCCGCGGAGCACAUGAGGACCCGAGGACACGCGAACCAGCGGGGCACGGGAGCGCUGCGGGGGUCUGGAAAAUGGGAGCGGUGAAGUGAAAAAAAAAAACAAAAAAAAAACGGCCGAAGAGCGGACUGUCUGGAUGAACAGCACCAAAGCUAGAAUGGCACUCCUCCUGUGGCUCAGCCUAUCACUGCUGGCCUCUGUCCAGUCCAGCGCCGUCAAGAACUGCCACCCGGGUUGCCGCUGUGAGGUGGAAAGCUUUGGCCUGUUCGACAGCUUCAGCCUGACCAGAGUGGACUGCCGAGGGCUGGGACCCAGCACCGCCAUGCCCAUCCCCAUCCCACUGGACACUUCUCACCUAGACCUGUCCUCCAUCACCAUGGGCCCACUCAGUGACACCAUGUUAGCUGGUCCGGGCUACACUACCCUGGUUAGUUUGGACCUAAGCAACAACCAUAUAACAAAGAUAAGCCCCAAUGCUUUGUCCAAGCUGCGUUAUCUGGAGUCUCUGGAUCUCAGCCAAAACCACCUGGAGAGCCUCUCCCCGAGCUGUUUCUCCAGCCUCCCUUUGGCUGAGGUUGACCUCAGCCACAACAGCUUCCAAGAGUUCGACAUGGACGUGUUCACCUCUAAAGUCAAUGGCGAACCUCUCAACGUGGAUCUGUCUCAUAACAAGCUUGUGUCGGUCUCCAUGACUUUGCAUGGAAGAGUACUACACAUUCAAAGCUUAAAUCUGUCAGCAAAUCGGCUGUUGAGCGUACCGAAGCUCGGAGGUCUUCCACUGAGGUACGUCAAUCUAGAUGGUAACCCCAUCGCCCGCAUCAAGGAGGGGGCUUUUGCUCAGCUGAAAGAUCUGGUGUAUUUAUACAUCAGUGGCCUCCCCGAGCUUCAGGAAAUCGAGCCACACAGCUUCAAGGGCCUGCAGAGCCUGCAAGUUCUGGAUCUCUCAAACAACCCCAAGCUCAAGAAUCUGAGCCCUGCGGUCUUCAGCGGACUGGACUCACUGCAGGAGCUGAACUUGUCUGGCUCCGGUGUGGUGUCCUUGCCAAAUAACAUGUUGACCCACUUGCCCAGUAUAAAGAGUAUUACACUGAGAGAAAGCACCCACUGCUGGAGGACCCAGAAACAGGGGCAGUUCCACCGGCAGCUGGGUCAGGUCCAACACAACGAGGUGCUCACCUGUAAUGUGGAGGGCGUUGUGUUGUGAGGCUGUGGACAUGGACCGCUCCUGAAGGGGCCAGUAAACUCACCGGGGGGUUGAAAAGGUUCUACUCCGAGCUUUUCAGAGUUGGAUUAGAGGAGGCUGUGUCCGACCGUUUGUGUGUCUUUCUGAAACUGAGGAUCUGACGUUCACACCGACUUUAUUCCUUGACACAACUAUUUCUCUAACAUUUCAUAUGUGCAACCGAGUUCAACACCAAGUAAAGAUGUUCUCCAUCAUCCCCAUUUUAAACAAUACUGCAACCCAUGAUGGCUGGUUUUUUUUUUUACUCCGCCUUCUUUUGUAGUCAUACUUAACAAAGGUAACACUUUCCGAUGUGGUCCAACAGCGCAUUGCACAAUCUAGUUCUGAUAGAGAAUAUCCUCCAGCCCUCACAAUCUUGAUGCCAGAGCCGUGCCUUAUCGUCUUUGAUAUGCAAAGCAAUUUUUUGUGAUACCCCUACUUAAUUACCUCUGUUCUGAGGCGAAAUGGAAUAUGUCUUAAAGGUUUAAUGUAGCCUUCAUGAACUCGUGUACCUUCUCUGAAACACAAAGACAAAAUGUUGUCUGUGAUAGCACAGAGCUGUUUCUCUUCUUGUGUAUGUUAAAUUGGUAGAGAGCCUUUCAUCAAACCAAAACUUAAAGCAAUGUUUUUACAUCAUGUACUUCAUUUAAAGUGGGACCAUAUUAAGAGUUAUUUGCACUUUUUCCCAGUCAUGGUAUAUAUUUUUUUAACGAUGCACUUACACAUGGCCGAAAUCUCACCCAGCCUAACAUAAAACCAGCAAAGCAUCGCUCAUAAUAUCCAGACUGAAGAAUAUUUUAUGACUGUUGACCACUACGAUUUUUUUCAUUUGACUUUGAAUGUGAUGCUUUAUUGGAACGGUUAAAGGGAGAGUUUUGGGAAAUGCACAUAUUCACUUUCUAGAGGUGAGUUAGAUCUGAAGAUUGAUAGCUUCAAGCUAGUAUAGCUUAGCACAAAGACUGGAAACAGGGAGAAAGAGCUAGCAUUAUACUGUCCAACAGUACUAAUCUACCUAUCAGCAUUAAAUCUCAGUAAUUAACACGUGUCUUGUUUGUUUAAGCUAUUGAACAGCAAAGUAAAAAAAAGCAACCAGCAAAGAUCCCCCACACAACUACACACUGUUGUUUUUACCUUUUGAGUGUUCUGUGUAUAGAGAAAUUAGAUAUAAUCUGUUAAUAAGAUGGAUUAUUUUUCUUUUGGUCAAAGCCCGGCUCACUGUUUGCACCUGUUUCCACCUGUUUCCUGUCUUUGUUCCCUGCUAAACUAUCUGGAUUAUCAUGGCUGCUGGCUGUAGCUUCAUAUUUACCUAACAGACAAUCCGAGUGGUGUCAGUGUUCUUAUCUAACUCUCGGUGAGAAGGCUAAUGGUGUCCCUCCCAAAAAUGUGAAACUGUAAAAUCCAAGGACUAGGAUUCUUUUAUUGAGCGCGGUCUGGUUGGGAAACUUCCAGUAAAGUCUUGUUACAGACACUGUAACUAAACCUAGCCGAGUGUGAAGAUCUUUUCUUCUAACACCCACAAAAUGACCAUUUCAUUACUUGAAUUAGUCUCCAUGAAUACAAGCCUGAGUCUGACAACUCGUCCAUUGUGUCUGGAAAAUGAAGCCUCAUAAUGAGCCAAGGUUCGGUGCACAGCCUUUGCAAAAUUAGGUUCAAACAGCCUUUGACAUCUCACUCAGUGACUUGUGUUUUGUUUGUUUUGACUGAACAGGAGUAAACAAACAUGUGACCACGUUGACCCGGACUUUAUUUUGACCUGCUGUCAAAUCAGUCUCCAGUUGAGCAAGACCGCUGUUUUUUUUUUGUUUGUUUUUUUUUAACACAAACAUUGACCAAUGAAGUAUGGCAACUUUCACAGGUGAUGAAGCGAUGCCAGCAUGUUGAUGUCGAUGACUGAACCGCACGCUGCACUGUGCUGUCUUGUGUAGCCUUACCUUGGCAUUCCUGUGGUGUUUCCGUGGACCUAAGGGGACGAUCAGCCUCGAGACUGCAUGUUAGGGUUUUUGAAUGUCAGCAACGUGUAAAAGGCUCGUGGCCUUCAGUGUCUUGGUUUGGAAAUUUUCAAAAGAAAUCCACCUUUUUAGUCAGAUAAGCCUGGUCUCGGUGUAGAAGUUUGCACAUGUGUGUAUGUAACUAUAUUGUAUAUAACUUUAUAUAUACUGUAUAUGAAUCAUAUGUGUAAUAAAAUGACUAUUCUCACAGUUG
Acanthopagrus latus (yellowfin seabream) is the source of this 3698-nucleotide messenger RNA. It is a transcript of the gene tsku, whose product is annotated as tsukushi small leucine rich proteoglycan homolog (Xenopus laevis). Gene Ontology annotation, molecular function: protein binding. Gene Ontology annotation, cellular component: extracellular matrix. The coding region runs from base 411 to 1478 and encodes 355 amino acids. The transcript has 3 exons. The record is from RefSeq and is a predicted model, not a curated record. NCBI's taxonomy places the organism in Eukaryota, Metazoa, Chordata, Actinopteri, Spariformes, Sparidae.